AUGAGUGAUCUGAGCCUUGAAACUGAGCAUCACAUCGAGAGGGAUGCGAUUGGAGGUGCCAUGUCAGUGAAACUGGUUAGCUGGUCUGAGCCUUUGAAGAUUACGGCCAACCAUCCAGACGUGGUCGAACGGAAUGCCAGGUACCUCGGACGGUUGUACCAUGAGGCCAAAGUCAAGGAACCACCCGUCAUGGAGUGGACCUUCUGGGCCAGUGCGAUGCAAGCAUACACAGGUGACAAAGAGACAUUGUUUUCACAUGUUGUAUGCAUGGAAUCCAAGCAACAUAUGUUUUGGAUUCACUACCUCCGGGAGCCCUUCAGCACUAAGGCCGGAGAUUCUGCAGUGCAUCGGCAUACACUGCAUUUCGGGCACGGCACAAACACUGCAGGGGUCGAGGGGAUCAUGAACAGUUGCUAUCUUGCCCCAGCAACGAUUGCUGACGGGGCAGGUGCUGUAGGACACUACAGCCAAGCUUCACCAUGGGGAGAUUCCGAGAGUCUGAAGCAGGUCCUCGACCGAGUUGUGCAGUCAGGCAAAUGGCAGUGUCCUUUGAUGGUUCAUGGAUUUGUGAUGACACCUGCCGGACACCAUGUCAUGGAAUCAGGAGGCGGAACUGAGGCUCAGCAAGCUUGUGUGAUCCAUGCAGCAGUCCACUUCAAACGAGACAAGAAGAACCGCAUCAAUGGCACGACAGGGACGGAGGAACGAUUCUCGAUCGCGCAGCCGCAACCGAGGGCGGCCAGUGUACCGCAGAGAGCGCAGUCCAGCCCCACCCAGUACGACACCAAUCGGGAAUACGGCUUGAACUUACCUCGUCAGGUGGUCUCCAACAAAUUCACUCGCGAUCUGCAGAUUGAUGGGAUGGACAUUAGUAAAACUCAUAGGCAAUCUCUGGCAAUUUGGUUCCCGUACUGGAUGCUUAUGUGCGGUUGGUUUGAUCAGCUGGUGGGUCAAAGUGACAACAGCCGCCACACAGUCUGGGAAUCGUUUAAGUCCAGACAAGAGGCCAUUACCGCAGGGACCUUGAUGCGAGCUUUGAGGGGUGAGAACUCGACUCACUACAGUGGCGCGGAUCUCAAUUCCACCCUGACUCACAUGACCAAGAACAUGUUCCCAGGGCAGGACCCAUACCUGUGGCACAACCGGUACAUGGCUAUCAAGGAACUUGCCAAAGAACUCGCUAAGGUGGUGGCACAAAAAGGACCUUCAGCAGCGAGUCAGUCCAUGUUGCAGCAGAUUCAAGAGCUUCAGAGAGAGAAUGCAAGGCUGAAGAGUGGGAGAGCUCCCGCACACAGUUCGACCAUCCCGGCUAGCCCAGCUCACGACGAAAUAGUCUCGGCAGCGAUUCGCUUUGGCUUAGAUGCCAAACUGGCAUCCCGCCUCUCGCUGAAGAACCUCUCAGCCACUAUAGCUGUGGCACAGUUUGAGGCAGCCUGA
Symbiodinium necroappetens is the source of this 1437-nucleotide messenger RNA. The record is from the annotation of a GenBank genome assembly. NCBI's taxonomy places the organism in Eukaryota, Dinophyceae, Suessiales, Symbiodiniaceae.